Messenger RNA from Labrus mixtus (cuckoo wrasse), 5234 nucleotides. RefSeq names its product SH3 and PX domains 2B (gene sh3pxd2b). Gene Ontology annotation, molecular function: superoxide-generating NADPH oxidase activator activity; protein binding; phosphatidylinositol binding. NCBI's taxonomy places the organism in Eukaryota, Metazoa, Chordata, Actinopteri, Labriformes, Labridae. The record is from RefSeq and is a predicted model, not a curated record. Bases 353 to 3148 code for a protein of 931 amino acids. Gene Ontology annotation, cellular component: cytoplasm. Gene Ontology annotation, biological process: superoxide anion generation. The transcript is spliced from 15 exons.
UGAAACGUCCCAGUCGCUCUGAUGGGAGUGGGCGAGCCGGGAUAGGCUGGGAGUUUGGUCGGGAGCAGUCAGCGGGACAGGGCAAGGAAAAGGGGGAAAAAACGAAGAACCUGACCGACCACUAACUUCUGCCUUCUGAGCAAACUGAAUGUUGCACAGGAAAUUUGACGUAGACAAGCUUUCCGGAGAAAUAGCAGUUGUUGCAUUCAGGGGUCACGAAUAGGAACGGAUGACAAAAGAAGCGUCGCCGUGCAAACUUUCUCAACCGGGUUUGAGAGCUCGUUAAACCCAACCGGGGAUUCUAGUUUUUUUUUUUUUUCUAUUUCAACGGAGGCGCAAAUACGAGGACAUCAUGCCACGGCGUACCGUGCAAGAAGUAACAGUGCAAGAUGUCCAGAAGAGGAGAAAUCCGAACAAACACUACGUUUACAUUAUCAAAGUGUCCUGGAGCGAUGGCAGUACGGAAAUCAUUUACAGACGCUACAGCAAGUUCUUUGACCUGCAGAUGGAAUUGCUGGAUAAAUUCCCGGUGGAAGGAGGCCAGAAAGACCCUAAGCGUAGGAUCAUUCCGUUCUUACCAGGAAAGAUCCUGUUCAGGAGGAGCCAUAUCAGAGAUGUGGCCAUGAAAAGACUCAGGCCCAUAAACGAGUACUGCAGGGCCCUCAUUCAGCUGCCAGUCUACAUCUCCCAGUGUGAAGAAGUCAGAGUGUUUUUUGAGACCAGACCUGAAGACCUCAACCCCCCCAAGGAGGAACCCAUUGGGAAGAAGAAGUCAGGGAUUGUGGAGCGAGCGACUACUUUCCUAAAGCGAGGAGAUUCCACCGCAGCAGAUCCUCUCCUCCUCGACCAGUACGUGGCAGUAACAGACUAUGAGAAGCAGGAGAGCUCUGAGGUCAGCCUGCACGUGGGUCAAGUGGUGGAGGUCAUCGAGAAAAAUGAGUCUGGGUGGUGGUUCAUAAGCUCAGAGCAUGCCCAGGGCUGGGUGCCUGCCACCUGCCUGGAGGCACAGGAUGACCCUGACGACUUCACUAUUCCAGGAGAAGAAGUGCCUCGGAGAUUCUGGUCACUGCCAAGGCACAUGGGUCGACGCAGAACUUUAGGGGAUCUAUUCGGCACAGGCUUUGGGCAAGAAGAGAAGUAUUCCGUGAUUUACCCGUACUCUGCGAGGGACCAGGAUGAGAUUGACCUGGAGAGGGGAAUGAUUGUUGAGGUGAUUCAGAAGAACUUGGAGGGCUGGUGGAAGAUCAGGUAUCAGGGACGCGAGGGCUGGGCCCCAGCCUCCUACCUGAAGAAGGUUGACAUCCAGAGCCAGAAGCAGUCAGCAGGUGGGGCUGCUCAUGCCAGCGCCAAUGACCUGGAGGGAGUUGCCAAACAGAACCAGCAGAACAAUGCAGCCAGAGAGAACCGAGACAACAGCCAUAAAGAAAACAGACUCUCCUUCUUUUCUGACAAAAAAAUGGGACUCAGGCACAGACCCCCUCCACGCAGAGAUCUAACCAUUCCACGUGGUGCAAACCUACCCAAGCCGCCUGUUCCUCCUCAGGUUGAGGAAGAGUUCUACACCAUAGCAGACUUCCAGACCACCAUCCCUGAUGGGAUUAGCUUCCAAGCUGGAGUGAAAGUUGAGGUGAUUGACAAGAAUGGGAGUGGUUGGUGGUACAUCCAGAUCGAGGAUAAAGAGGGCUGGGCCCCCGCCAACUUUAUCGACAAAUACAAAAAGACCAGUAAUGCCGUGCGGCCAAAUUUCCUUGCCCCUCUACCCAAUGAGAUGGAAAAGCUGAGACUAGAAGAUGGCGGUUCUUCAACUGUUUCGAGCACUGAUGACAGCUGGUCCAAGCCUUUACCAGAUGAGCCAACCUCAGCCCCUGAGUCCUGUGCCCGGCCUAAGCUAAGGGAUUGGAAGUCCAGUGCCAGCAAGGGAGCCACUUCCAUCUCUGCUCCUUUACCUCCUGCCCCAGUUGUCCCACCAGUCGAGGACAAACCUGCUCUACCUCCACGGAGAGAGUCCAUCAAUAAAAGCUUUGAAAUAGAAGUAGGAGAGAAAUCAAGACCUGAACUGUCCAAACCUUUGCCCCCAAAACCCCCUGCUCCCGGGGUGAUCAUGCCACUGGUGCCACCCAAAGCAGCUCCCUUCAAACCAGACAAACCGUUGGAGACAAAGAAAGAAGAUAAAAGCAAAGCUCUCCACCUACGAAAUGAGAUGGGUCUCGAAUGUGGACACAAGAUCUCUGCCAAAGAGGUGAAGAAGUUCAAUCUGAAGCCUGUACCUAAGAUGCCACCAAAACCAAAACCAGAAGUGCAGGAGGAGAAACCAGAACCAGCUGGCCCGGCAGUGUUCAUGAAAGCGAAGCCAGUGGUCAGACCUAAGCCUGUUCCAGCUGCCAAGCCUGAUCCUCCGGCAGAGAACAAACUGGACAUCACCAACCUGAGGAGCAAGCUGAGGCCUUCCAAACCUGCAGACGUGGGCUCUGAGGUGAACCAUCAGAAUGGCACCUCCACUUCCCAUCCCAGUCCACCCCCAAGCUCUCCCCCCAUCCAUAUCCCAACGGCUUAUAAUGGUAAGAACUGUGAUGAGCCCAAACUCCCCCCUAAACAUGUAAAUGGUCACAGCCAUGAUAGUUCAUCACCCCCUGCUAAACCAGCAGUGCCUCCCCACAAGGAGCCACCUCAGAGACCCCCCACCAUGGUUCCGAGGAGACCUCCUCCUCCAAAGAAGGAGUACCCAUCCAGCCCUACUGAGCUGAAACCUCCACCUUUUCUGAAAGAAGCCCAGGACGUUCCCAAGGGACCUCCCCAACUCAGCAGACCCCCUCCCCCAAAACCCAAAGGGUUCGUUCUGCCACCUCCAAACAAAGAGAAAGAAGAAGCCAAAGCGAACAAAGUCCCGAUUCCUCCCAAACCCCAGCUGAAGAGUGAGAAGCCCGGCCCGCCCAAGGACAAGCUCCCACCUUUACUCAAAGAGCCCAGCAAGGACGAGCUGUAUCUGGCUGUGGCCGACUUUGAAGGGGAUGAAAACACAUCCGGCUUCAAGGUGGGUACAGUGUUUGAGGUUAUGGAGAAAAACAGCAGCGGCUGGUGGUUCUGUAAAAAUGUGGGAGAAGAAGCGGAGGGCUGGAUCCCCUCGAAUUAUCUGAGCAAGAAACCUUAGUGUGAAUGUGCUCUCAAAAAGCAUUGCCAUAUGAAUAAAAAAAAAGAUUGAAAAGAACAAAUAUUACUACUUUGUAGCUUAUUAGCUUUUUUUUUAUUUAUAGGUACCUUUUUUUUAAUUGAUACACAUUUUUUGUUGUUUUUUAUUUUGAUGAUAAUAUUCUACCUAAACUGAACCAGCAAUAACAUAUGGCCUUGUUGGGUCUUGUGAUGUUUACUUUUUUGUUUUUAUCUAAAUGUUACAUGAAUUUGUAGGUAAAAAGUCCAGCCUGUAGAGCAGCAGUAAACGUAUCUCCACCCAUGCCUUCUAUAAUAUAGUGCCUCUAUGUUAUAUGCAAAGUGCUUCAGUGCUUACUCUACAUAUACUGUAUGCAACUGUAGAUAUGGUCCGUGGUUGGAAUCUUUAAAAAAAACAUUUUAAUUAACAUCAGAAAUCUACAUCACUGGAACAUAAAUCCAGCAGAAGAAAAAAACGCCUUUUGUCCCUUAGACAACGUCCGCACAUGAACUCACCGGGGCAGUUCAAUGAUUAUAUAUCUGGGCUUUCGAGUGCUAGAAGCAAUCACUUAAAGAGAUGUCUUUGCCAAGUAGGAGUGCUGUUUGUUAUACUAGAAACAUGCAUAUUAGUUUAUGUGCUGUUGUAACGCUUUCUUUGUUGACUGCAUACUUAUUGUUGCAGCGACAGAUGUGCACUUUUUCAAACAUUUUAAAUGAGGUCAGUUUUAAGGUUUGCACAUGCUUGAAGGAAGUGGAGAUUUGCAGCAGUGCAUCUUAUUAUUUCAUAGUUGUGUCAGUCAUUUUUUAGCUCUGUUUUUUAUACUCACUAUAUCAAAUAUCCACCACAGUUAGAGGUAAACAUUACAAGAUGAGAAGAAGCUCUGUGAGUAUUUCACAGGAUGAUGUUAUCUCUUGCCCAAAAAAAAAAAAGGAAUGUGUGAUGUGACAAAUCUGCAAACCUGUACCUGAUGCUUGACCUAAGAGAUAAGAACAUUGGAGCUCGACAGUGAUUUGUGCAAUGAUUUACAGUAUUGUAAAUGUACAGUCUGUUCUUUACCGAAGUUUGGUGCUCAUAUACAGAAACAGCAAAGUGUGACCAAUGUACAAAAGUAAUGUUUUACAUGAAUGCUUGACUGGUUUCAAGCAUUGGUCAGUAUAUAAAAUUAUUUUUUAUUGUAUAGAAAUGAAAGACAUAUCUUUGCUGCUGUCACUUUGCUUUGACAGCCCAUAUGUCAUGUCUUUUACUUUGUGAUGGGAUCGGAGGAAGAAUGAGCGAAGCUGGAAUUUGGUUGGGUUGAUUUGUGCGAUAGGCUUAUUUUACAAAAGGUACAAAAGGGUGUGUUGUUGUUGUUUAAAAAAGAAAAUUAUGUCACAAGAAAAGUAUGUGAAGCAAUAGAUCCCAGGAGGUGACAUGGAUAUAUUUUCUUUUUUCACGCACGCACACUUUCUAUUUCAGUUUUUUUUGUGUUUCAGGCACCACUUUUAUAUAUCGUGUGUGUGUUGUAGUACCUUGCACAUGGUUCUUUAUUAUUUUGAGAGAUUUAAACCUGCAUGCAAGUUGCUAAAACGCUCAGAUUAUAAAACAGGUGCACGAAAUAGAAAGCACACAUGCAUAAAAAAAAAAACAUGUCCAUGUCACCUCCCGGGCUCCGUAUGAAGCAACUUCACAAUAAGUGGUUCAGAAACUGUUGUCGACCAUAUCAGUUCUGAAUAUGUGUAAAGUUCAAUAACAUUGGAAAUAACAUAAAUGUGUGUUCAUGGUGAUAAACAAACAGACAAGACUAAAAGCUAGAACACUGAUACUGUUCUGCUUGUAGUGGCUUUAAUGUAAUUCCACCUUCCACCCAUGUCUAAAACAUCGAUUAGUUAUGGAGCAGGAAAAAAUGGCAGAUAUUAAAUACACCUUAAAAUGAUUGUUCAGGUAUGGUUUGUGAACACGAAGGAGGAAGGUACAGUAAAGUGCGAGGCCAGAGUGUUGAUGAUGUCAUCAUUUCAGUAUUGUAAUCUUUUGUACUUUUUUUUCUGUCUUUUUCAUUACAUUUGAGUCUCCUUUUACGUAAGUCAAUAAAAGUGUCUGCUUUUUCAGUCCA